CCUCUGUUCAAACAGCUACUACUAAGCUAGUCAGACAGUCAGAUACCCAAAAAACAGAACAAAAACACAUAUAUAUACUCACAGAAGCAAAAAUCAAACACUUACAAGGCACUAACCCACGAUCCAUCAAACAUGCCAAUCGCCGCCGCCACAACCACCGCCGCCGUCAAUUUCCUUGCGGUUACAGCACGCUAUGGCGGCAGCACAUUAACGCCGUCUUUCCGUACAUCCGUUUCCAUUUCUAACGCCGUUAAUACUAACUGUUCCCUCUCGAUGAGUUCUAGCCCUAAUUUUACUUCUAAUCGCCGCACAUUUUUCAUGUUGUCAUUUGCUGCUGCUGCUGCUGGCGGUGACGGCGGCGGUGAUGAUAAUUUUAACGGCGGUAACGGAGGCGGUAGUGGAAAUGGUGGUGGUGAUGAGGAGAGUGGCGAUCAGAAAAAGAAUAAGAAUGAGGCUUUGAUUGCAUUGCGGGAGGCAGGUAGGUCGUUGGAGAGUUUGCCGAAGGACUUGCAGGCGGCGAUAGAGGAUGGGAGAAUACCUGGAUCCAUAGUAUUGAGGUACUUUGAGCUAGAGAAAUCUCCAUUGUUGGCAUGGUUGCUUCGUUUUGGAGGGUUUAAGGAGCGGCUAUUGGCCGAUGAUCUCUUCCUUGCUAAGCUUGGAAUGGAGUGCGGCGUUGGUAUCUUCACUAAGACUGCUGCUGAGUAUGAGCGCCGCAGGGAAAACUUUUUUAAUGAACUGGAAAUUGUUGCCGCAGAUGUGGUGAUGGCCGUAAUAGCAGAUUUCAUGCUCGUCUAUCUUCCUGCUCCUACUGUUUCUCUCCGACCACGAAUGGCUGUUGAUGCUGGACGAAUUGCCAAGUUCUUUCACCUUUGCCCAGAUAAUGCCUUUCAGAUGGCCCUGCCUGGAACAUCAUACUCAUUGUUGCAAAGAAUAGGUGCAAUAGUGCGCAAUGGGACUAAACUUUUCGCUGUUGGAACAGCCUCUUCCCUGGUUGGGACAGUGGUGACAAAUGCAGCACUAAAUGCUAAGAAAGCUGUUGAUAAGUCUUCUGCUGAAGAGGUGGAGAAUUUGCCUGUUGUAGCAACCAGUGUAGCUUAUGGUGUUUAUAUGGCAGUUUCUAGCAACCUUCGAUAUCAAAUAGUAGCUGGUGUAAUUGAACAACGGAUUUUGGAGCCCAUGCUACACCAACACAAGUUGAUGUUGAGUGCAAUGUGCUUUGCUGUGCGAACAGGCAACACAUUCUUGGGUUCACUAUUGUGGGUUGACUAUGCUCGUUUGAUCGGAAUUCAAAAGGCUCAUGAUCAAGAAGUUCCUGCCCAAAAGGCUCAUGAGGCAUAGGUGCAUUGGCUUGGUUUUGAAUUUCAGAAAGUCGAUGUGUGCUUGUUAGACCAUUUGAACAUUACAUGGAGAUAUGUCAGCGGCAAAUAAUUCGCUUUAGUAGAGGUUAUAGACGGGAGAGACCUAGCAUCUUCUUAGGCCUCUCAAGUAUUUAUAAGCUUAUUGUAGUUUGAUGAUCUUUUUUUUUUUUUUUUUUUGGGUUGAGAUACUUUUCUCUAAGUUUCUGAUUUAAAUUUUCUAUCCUGUUUGGUACUUCCGUAAGUACCAACUAUAGAAUUAUGAAAAUGAUUUGUAAAUUGAAUGCAUCUUUUUCGCGCUUGGAUACGUAUUGGUGAUAUGCAUUCUCGAUUCAUGAAAAUGAAAGAGACUUACUGAAGUUCAA
Lycium barbarum (goji berry) is the source of this 1720-nucleotide messenger RNA. Its product is annotated as protein RETICULATA-RELATED 4, chloroplastic-like. The transcript is spliced from 9 exons. NCBI's taxonomy places the organism in Eukaryota, Viridiplantae, Streptophyta, Magnoliopsida, Solanales, Solanaceae. Bases 133 to 1338 code for a protein of 401 amino acids. The record is from RefSeq and is a predicted model, not a curated record.